AUGGCCAGCAACGAGCAGACCUCAACUACCCCAAUCACGGUGGUUCUACCCACUGUCACUCCGUCUACAAACAUCUCCAAUGCCGCAGACACUGCUCCAUCUUCCCGACCAUCCUCUCGCCCUUCAACAAUUCAACGACUUUAUUCCCUAGAUAACAUCACAACAUACGUUAGCCCCACGCAUUCUUUGAACAUAGCCUGUCCUGUCAGCGAAGCCUCGCACAAAAAGCAAACCUAUCCACCAUUUCAAGACCACUUCUCAGCCUCGUCACCCAGAUCCUCAAAACCAGAAGACCAGAGCAGCCUUGGCUGGCCAGGUUCCAAAAUGGCACUGUCUCCUACCCUCCGAAACCACUGUACGGCCGCACUCGCCGAGCUUGUGGGUACCUUUUUGUUCCUAUUCUUUGCCUUCUCGGCAGCCGGGGUCGCCAAUGCUGUGCCGCCGCAGUUGAGCGAUAACAUUGUGGUCCCCAAUAUUCCUGGGCUCCUGUACAUCUCGUUUGCCUUUGGAAUCUCCCUGAUGGUCAACGUCUUUGCCUUUUACCGCAUCUCGGGUGGUCAAUUCAACCCUGCCGUAAGUCACCAAAACCACCAGAUCCCCGCGCUCAGGUGUGUUUUCAGCACUGACGGGAUGCUUAUCAAGGUCUCGAUGGCACUUUGCUUGGUCGGCGCAAUCCCGCCGUUGCGUGCCGGGUUCUGCAUCUUGGGGCAGAUUAUUGGCGGUAUCAUUGCCGCCGCCGCGGUCGACGGUCUCUACCCUACGCUCUUGAACGUCGAGACAACUCUGGGACCUGGCGUCUCGCAAGCCCAAGGUGUAUUCAUCGAGAUGUUCCUCACAACCCAGUUGAUCUUGGUCAUUCUCCUGUUGGCAGUUGAGAAGCACAGGUUGACAUAUAUAGCUCCACUUGGCAUCGGUUUUGCCCUCUUCGUCACGCAUCUUGCUGGCGUAUACUUCACUGGAGCUUCUCUGAACCCGGCUCGCUCCCUGGGUCCAGCCGUCAUCAACCGCAGCUUCCCCUCCUACCACUGGAUAUACUGGAUCGGCCCCAUGCUCGGCGCCCUGCUUGCAUCGGGAUUCUACAGCCUUCUCAAUUUCUGCAAGUGGAAGCAGGUCAACCCAGGCCAAGACUGGGAUGGCAUUGGCGAGAAAGAGGCUCAGAGAGACGAUUUCAACGAAGCCAAUGAUCCCUUGACGAGGGUCGCUUGA
Pyricularia pennisetigena is the source of this 1206-nucleotide messenger RNA. RefSeq lists its product as uncharacterized. The record is from RefSeq and is a predicted model, not a curated record. The transcript is spliced from 2 exons. NCBI's taxonomy places the organism in Eukaryota, Fungi, Ascomycota, Sordariomycetes, Magnaporthales, Pyriculariaceae. Gene Ontology annotation, cellular component: plasma membrane. Gene Ontology annotation, molecular function: water channel activity. Bases 1 to 1206 code for a protein of 401 amino acids. Gene Ontology annotation, biological process: transmembrane transport.